Messenger RNA from Penicillium waksmanii, 420 nucleotides. RefSeq lists its product as uncharacterized. NCBI's taxonomy places the organism in Eukaryota, Fungi, Ascomycota, Eurotiomycetes, Eurotiales, Aspergillaceae. The record is from RefSeq and is a predicted model, not a curated record. Gene Ontology annotation, biological process: retrograde transport, endosome to Golgi; endoplasmic reticulum to Golgi vesicle-mediated transport. The transcript has 5 exons. The coding region runs from base 1 to 420 and encodes 139 amino acids. Gene Ontology annotation, cellular component: COPII-coated ER to Golgi transport vesicle; Golgi cis cisterna; endoplasmic reticulum.
AUGCCCAGCAUGUGGUUAUCCGAUAAUCAGAAGAUCGGAGUCGUUUUCUGCUCUGCAGGUGGCCUAUUCCUCUUCGGCGGCGUCCUCAUGUUCUUUGACCGAUCACUUCUCGCAAUGGGCAACAUCCUCUUCCUAAUCGGCCUAACUCUCAUAAUCGGCAUCCAAAAAACAAUCGCCUUCUUCUCGCGCCCGGCAAAAUUAAAAGGGACCGCCGCCUUCACCGCCGGCAUCAUCCUCAUCCUAAUCCGCUGGCCACUAACGGGCUUCCUGAUCGAGCUGUAUGGCCUCUUUAUCCUUUUCGGUGACUUCCUCGUGACGAUUGGUCAAUUUGCUGGUGGUAUCCCUGUUAUCGGCCCUUAUAUCCAGCGCGGGUUGGAGAUUCUUGCUGGUGGGAGAAGUAAUCAGGAGUUGCCUGUUUAA